AUAUUAAUUAAGUAUAUGUUUCUAUUAACUGUUGUCAAAUAUAUUUACUAUGACAGAAAACAUCGAGUUUUAUCAGAACCAGAUAGCUUUGGCUAGAACGGAAAUAAAAAACUUAAGACAGCGUAUAUCAGCGCUGAAACAUGAGCACGUAAAAGAAGUAAAUUAUAUAAAAUCAACGCUUAGUAGUCUUCGGUGUUCUAACUGCGCUGCUGAAGCUACAUCAGUAGUUAGCACUACAAACACUGUCCAGACCUUAGUGUCCCCAUCUAAUGAGAUAACAUUUCGACCAAUUGGAUAUAUUGAGACCACGUUUGAUAACAAAAGAGCAGUACCACGACAGCCCUCAGUUUUGAAAAACUUGAGGGGAGUGAUUGUUAUUGAUACUAACGUUUUAAAUAACCCCGAUCAUGCUCUCAAUGGUUUGGAAGAAUUUUCUCAUGUAUGGAUUAUAUUUCACUUCCAUAUUACUGACGGGAAUUCUGUCCAAGCAAAGGUGUCACCCCCACGUCUUGCUGGCCAGAGAUGUGGUGUAUUUUCUACAAGGUCUCCGCAUCGCCCUUGUCCUAUUGGACUUUCUCUUGUUAAACUCCACAGUAUUGAAGGCAAUAAAAUACACUUCUAUGGCGUAGAUAUGGUGAAUGGUACACCGGUUCUUGAUAUUAAGCCAUUCAUACCGCAAUAUGAUUACCCCCCAGCUAAUGGGGAUUCCCCCAUUUUAACUUCUUUAGUUAGACCACCAACUGAGGGUAUAAGUGAUGCCACAGAAACAAUGGCUGGUUUGCAAGUUGAUGAUGAUUCUUACUCUGCCAGAAGUGUGAGUCCUCGUUUAGUACAACCAAUCGGUAUCGACACGUCUAGUCCAAUGUCUUCGCCAUUCGGUGAUAUUCCUUCUUUAUUACAAGAACCUGCCAAUUUUAUCUCACCAUCCCCAGAAUCUUCAAGCGAAGAUAUGUUAGACGGUCCUAUCACAUCUCCAGUAAAUAGAGACACUGAGCGUGGAUCCCCAGAUGGACAAGAAAGAUUUACCCCACCGCAAUUAAAUAUCAAUCAAGAUGGCAUACGUGUCGCAUCCUGGGUUAUUAAUCCGCCAUCACAGCGUUACCAAGUUGUCUUUACAGAGGAUACACUCCAAAGAUUGAAUGAUCUCAUUGGUGAAAGAGCUCAAGAUUUCAAGUCUAACAUUGAAAAUCUACUAUCAGAAGAUCCUAGGUCUGCUUAUGUCAGGAAUAGAUAUCCGGAUCAUGAAUAUAGCUGUGUCCUAGAAGAUUUAUCAAUUAGUUGCGUUUUUAACGAAAAUUCGUCGACUUGCACUAUUAUUGCGCUAAGGAGCGCUGAAGAGUUGCAAAAUUAAUUUUCAAUGUGUAGAUUAGUAAUAAAUGCUUAAUCGUCUAAAA
This is a messenger RNA of Melitaea cinxia (Glanville fritillary), 1394 nucleotides long. Its product is annotated as tRNA (adenine(37)-N6)-methyltransferase. NCBI's taxonomy places the organism in Eukaryota, Metazoa, Arthropoda, Insecta, Lepidoptera, Nymphalidae. The transcript has 6 exons. The coding region runs from base 50 to 1351 and encodes 433 amino acids. The record is from RefSeq and is a predicted model, not a curated record.